Molecule: messenger RNA, 555 nt
Organism: Macrobrachium nipponense
Lineage: Eukaryota; Metazoa; Arthropoda; Malacostraca; Decapoda; Palaemonidae
Exons: 3
Coding region: 1-555 (184 amino acids)
Source: RefSeq, a predicted model, not a curated record
AUGCACUGCCUCCACCAGUCUUUCAACAUCACCUCCAGGAUGAAGAUAAUCAUCAUCUCAGCACUUGCAACUUUGUCCAUCGCUGCUCCACAGUACAAUUAUUCUCCUCCACCUACUCACCGCCACUCCUCCUCCAUCUACUACUCCACCUCUUCAAGUACAACCCCAUCUCAACUGUACGCGGCGCCAGGAGCAGGCCAAAGAAAUGCCGAAGUCAAGAUUCCACCUCCAGUGGCCAUCUUAAGGGACGAGAGAACCCAGAGUGAAGACGGAACUUUCAAAUUCGAAUUCGAGGGCGACAAUGGGAUCGUCGUCUCUGGAUCUGGAUCCGCAACAGAACGGAAACAAACGGUCCGUAGUUACAGACGGGAAGUUACAAGGUUCCAGCCUCAGUCAGACAGUCUUCCCAAGGCUCCCGAAUUCCCCCACCCGAUUCCUCAGUUCGUCCUCGACCAGAUCGCCUUCGCUGCCAAGGAGGAUGCAGCUGCUGCAGGUUCUGCGACUGCUGAGACUAAGUCUUCUUCUCCCAAUUUAUAUCAAACCCCUCAAGCAUAA